CAUUUGCUCUCGUGCUAGAAGCCCAAAUAGCAGCUGGAGGUCGACGAACACCGAUCCCUUCCAGGGCGGCGGCACCCAUCAGAUCUAAGGUACCGUUUUUUCUCCCUGGGGUGUGUGUUUGCAUCGAUCUAGAUGAGCAAUCCAGACCGAGCCGCAUGAGCUAUCCUGCAGUAAAUGGGAAACGGAAGGUUUUCUUGCCUGAUUCAUGCCCCCCGUCCAUUUUCCUAACUGGGUAAUGACUUAGCGAAUUCGUUCUGGAUCGAGUUAUAAUUUGUUAGUCAUGCGCACUAGCUCAGGUGAUGUAGGCGAAGAUAUUGAUUUCCUAGAUUAUCCUCUGCAAAUGUUGCACCGCGCAAAGGAGCUGUGGAAAUAAGUCCGCCCGGGGAUCUGUAACGAGUAUUUGUUUUUAUCUUCUGCUUUCAUGAAAUUUUUUCUUACGAUCGCAUUUCUUGGGUGCAGGAUGGAUGGAUAUGGGAUCCCCGCUUCCGGGCCGAGACCACCGGGAUGGUUCGACGAUGCAUGCUCUGAACCGGAAGAAGAGGAAGGGAUCGGUUUUCCUGCUGGAGGUGGCGUUGCAGAGUCAGAAUCAGACGAAGAAGAUCAGCACCAGCGCAAUGGGAAAGCACCUGCAAUCAGCUCCAGGUGCAGUGUUAAGAAGCUUCAUGAUUUGCUAGCAUCUUUUGACGAGGAAAAAAGACAAUAUGUCGUCGAGAUGGAUUUCGGGGGGCUGCUAGAGCUACCAAAGAUAACCAGGACAGAUAGGCAUUUGUUAAUGUCUAUCCUAGGUCAUGUAGACGAGGAAGCAAGUUGUAUCACGAUAGAUCACAAGCGCGACGUGCAGUUCUAUGACGAAGAUGUUCAUACUGUCCUUGGCAUACCGUGUGGAGCUGCGCCUGUUAGGGAUCCAGGGCAUCAUGUUUCGGAGGAGGUGCUCGCGCAGAUCAGAGCCAUGUUUGGUAUCGGACCGGGGGAGCACAACAUUUUGCCAAUUGUUGAAGCUGUGAAGAUGACAUACGGCUGCCGAAUGACUGCUCAGGAGAAGAACAAGUUCAAAGUGGGGCUGGUGAUAUGCGCAUGCACAUACCUCCUUGCUCCAACACUGAAGAACGACUACUUCUGCACCAAUUACUGGGGUGCAUUGGCCACACCUGACCUCAUAAAUAUGCACAACUGGUGCAGAUACACACGAGAAGAGCUGCUAGUUGCGGCUAAAAGGGUGAAGGCAGAUCUCUUAGGAGGGCGUCAGAAGUCAAACCUAUCUGGGUGCCUGCCUUUUAUUCAGGUCUUCUAUAUUGAUAACCUAGACGCUGCAGAGAACAACAUCGACCACACUGUACGGCCUAGGAUAAAAGCGUACAACUACGCCCUUAUGAAAACAAUCAUUCAGAAGGAUGUGAAGUCGCGCAAGGGAGAUUACCCUGUUGUGUACGGCAGGCUGCUGCCAAGGGCGGAAACAGAGGUAUGUUAGCAUAGGAACCCCAUAAACAGGAAACGGGCGGCGGGGACGUCAAUGGGUCCCGCCCCUUGGCGGACACUUGCAUCGAGCUGCAGUUCAGUAGACAUAAAGGAGGCAUCUUAUAUUGUGUUGGACAAAAUAUCAAAGUUUACAUCCAGGUGCAAAGAGGUCCUUCUUUCGACUGCAAGGAAGAAGGAAGAGGAAAAUCACCGCCAUUUCAAUGCACUAAAUACCCUGGAAAAUUCAGCUCAGCACACAAUCAAAAGGGAGGCAAAGAGAGUGAGAGAUGAGUUCUUCUCCUUCUUCUCAAUUAUCGAGAUGAGCACAAGGAGGAGUGAUACAAGUAAUGGUGGCAAGUCAACAGGAUGCCGUGGUGCAUCCCCUAUAACAGACACUGCUCCCCCGGCAGCUCGCGACUCUGCCACGACACCUCCAGGCAGCGGCAGACAUCAGCGGACCACUAACAUAUCACCGGAGGUCGUGGAGGUCUCUCCCCGACGCUUCAAGAAGACGGCCAAGAAACAAAAGAAAGUACGUUUAGAGUGUGAGGAGUCAGAUAUAAUGGAUAUCGCAGAUUCAGAAGAUAAUACAAACGUGGUCAGUUCACCACUUGAACCAAUUAAUUCUGCCGCCGCACUAGGAGGUUGUCAUGUUGAAGG
This is a messenger RNA of Triticum aestivum (bread wheat), 2115 nucleotides long. RefSeq lists its product as uncharacterized. The transcript is spliced from 5 exons. NCBI's taxonomy places the organism in Eukaryota, Viridiplantae, Streptophyta, Magnoliopsida, Poales, Poaceae. The record is from RefSeq and is a predicted model, not a curated record. Bases 422 to 1468 code for a protein of 348 amino acids.